Molecule: messenger RNA, 1809 nt
Organism: Anopheles darlingi
Lineage: Eukaryota; Metazoa; Arthropoda; Insecta; Diptera; Culicidae
Product: esterase B1-like
Exons: 2
Coding region: 1-1809 (602 amino acids)
Source: RefSeq, a predicted model, not a curated record
AUGGUAAUGCGUAGUGCACCGCUGAUGGGCUGGAAGAAUGUCAGCACGGGUUCGGACGCCGAAAAGCAUAUGCCCGUCACUCGGAUAUGCGUACAGGUGAAGCAGGGUUCGAUCUACGGUGUACGCGAUCGGCUUCCGAACGGUCAGAAUUACUACUACUUCAAGGGAGUGCCGUACGCGAAAGCACCGGUCGGUUUGCUGCGCUUCAAGUCUCCCGUACCGCUGGAGAAGUACUCCGUUUCCUAUCUGGACUGCACCAAGGAGCGCAGCAACUGCAUAGGGCUGGACGUGCUGACGAAGGAUAUCAGUGGGUCCGAAGAUGGACUAUUCCUCAACAUCUACACACCGAAGCUGGGCCAACCCAGUGGCGGCGGCGCAGAUCCGGCAUCAGCACUGCCCGUGAUGGUAUUCCUCCACGGUGGUGGACUUACCGGAGGCCAUGGUGAUAGUUCGCUUUACCUUCCGAACUAUCUCGUACAGCAGGGUGUGAUAGUGGUCACUUUGAACUACCGCCUCGGAGUGCUCGGAUUCCUCUGCCUUCCCGAUGCCGGUAUCCAGGGGAAUGCGGGCCUCAAAGACCAACGGAUGGCACUGCGGUGGGUUAGCGAAAACAUUGCGAAAUUCGGGGGCGACCCCACUAACGUGACACUGUUCGGAGCCAGCUCCGGCGCGAUCGCCGUCAACUAUCACUGCCUGUCGGUCGAAUCGAAGCGUUACUUCCACAAGGCCAUCCUCCAGAGUGGUUCGAUCUAUACCGAGUUUUCGUACCAAGCCGAACCGGAAGAGAAGGCACGCCGAAUGGCCGAACUGCUGGUGGCCAGCAACGGUCAACCGCGCACGGACACCGAAGUGUACGAAAUCCUACGUAGUGCACCGGCGAAGCGCCUGUUCGAGUUGCAGCCGCAGGUGUUGACGGAUCGCGAGCGAAAGGUGGAAAAGCUGUUCCAGAUUCCGUUUCUACCCGUGAUCGAGCGGGCCGAUUCCGAGGAUGCGAUCAUCCAGCGCCAUCCGACGGAGAUAAUGAGCGAACCGGACUCGAUCGGUAUACCGAUCAUCCUGGGCUACAACGAACGCGACGGUAUGAUGGUGUUGAUCGAUGCGAUCAAAACGCUGGCUGCGUAUAAUACGGAACCGGAGCGCUUCCUACCGCGUACGGUCGCCCUGGAGUACUUCUCGCCCGAAGCGCACGCCUUAGGAGAGGAAGUACGAGAGUUUUACUUUGGCAACCGUCCCGUUAGCCGGGAUACGCUGAACCAACUGACGGACGUGUUCACCGACAAGUAUCUGCUGGCGUACCGGAUGACGGUGGAGCUGUGGGCCCGGUAUCAACGCCGGACCAAGUUCUACGGCUACCGGUUCGCGUUCGAUGGGUUGCUCAACAAGGGCAAGGCCAUCAUGUCACUGCGCACGAUGAAAGGUGCGGCGCACAUCGACGAGGUGUACUAUCUCUUCAGCUCACCCCUGCUCCGUACCGAGGUGCCGGAAACGGACAAAUCGUACGAGCUGCGCAACACGAUGGUGCAGCUGUGGACCAACUUUGCCAAGUACUCGGACCCGACGCCGGUGGAUCGUGGUGAUGCGAAGCUACCGUUCCGCUGGGAACCGCAGCAGAACGUACCGGUCGAUGCGAACCAUGUGCCACUGAUGUGCCUUAACAUCACGAACGAAUCGAUCCGGAUGAGCGAGAUGCCGGAGAAACGACGGAUGGACUUCUGGACCAAGAUCUUCCAGCGCUACAAUGGGCGCAUCUCGAACGUCGCAAUCCCGGCCAUCAGUUCGUCGUGCGUCGACGAGAACAAUAAUGCGUGA